AUGGAACAAUUACAAGCAUUAUUAACUCAGUUAAAAGAUCGCCGUGCUUCAACUAUUCAAGAAAAGAUUCGUUCUCUGGAUAUACGAGAUGAUAUAUGGAGAAAAUAUACUGAAUUAUUGAAAGGAAAAACAAAUGCAUUAGAACAACAACGUACUGGAGUUUGUCAAGAUAUGUGCUGUGAACGAGAACGGCUAACAAGAGGAGAACUACAAGGGGGAGGGUUUAAAUCUUAUGAAUAUGACCAAGAAACAAAAACGCUUGUUCACUCACUCAUGGUAACCGAAUAUUCUCGAGCAUCAGCUGAUCAACCAAUGCCAUCUCCUUACGAUCUUCGUUCUGGUCCAGUAUUGUUGAAAACGAUGUCUUACUUAAUAACAAAUAUUAUGGAUCGUUUCGAUGUAGAAAGAGAUAAAAGUGAAUGGUAUAACUUUUUAUGGGAUAGAACAAGAGCUAUUCGAAAGGAGUUAACUCAGCAACGUAUUCGUGAUGAAAUAUCGAUUCAGAUUUUAGAACAAUGUUCUCGUUUUUAUAUAUUUUGCUCAGCAUUUUUAUCUGAAUAUCGUCGAGAAUUAUUUGAUCCAAAUUUAAACGAUAAGAUGUUGAUAGAUUGUCUAAAUCAACUUAAAGAUCUGUAUACCAUGUUUAAGCGACAGAACCAGUCAAAAGCAUUGAAAAAUAUCGCAGAAUUUUGUUCAUACAUGUUAUUGAUUAAUUUGAAGGAAGAUAAUGAAACAUUAUUGCGUAUUCGUCAUUUAUUCAGAGAUUUAACGACGAACUUUGAAAUGCAAAUUGCUCUUGAUAUUCAUCGUCAACUAUUAGUGUCAAAUACCACACGAUUUUUUCAAUUAAUCGAAAAGUCGACGCUAUUACAAUCAUGUUUACUAAAUCGAUAUUUUUCAAGAAUUCGAGCGAAAAGGUUAGACAUUCUCGUACAAUCAACGAGACCGAAUGAUGAAUGUAAAAUAUCUGAGCUGUCACUAAUUCUUGGGAUGGAUAGUGAAAAAGAUACCUGCGAAUAUUUAGAAUCAGCUGGUUUUAAUCUUGGUCAAGAUUCAACAACAGUUAUUUUAAAUUUAAAUGACCGACCUGAACAAUUGCCAAUAACCCGAUUAUCACAAAAAUUGAUUCUAUCAAAGUAUCAGAGAAAUUUGAAAGAUAUUAUAAGUGGCAAUGGAACCAUUUGCUCUACAACGUCAGCAAGAACACCAGUUGAAGAUAAUUUUGAUGAGCAGGGUUAUUUUACAGGAGAUUUAAGGCAUAUUGAACAAUUUAUUGCCACGCAUAAGCGAACAAUCCCACAACCAAAAUCCACAUUAGCGCCGCUAUAUCAACCACAAACACAGCAACAACCCCAUACUGCCUUCAAACGGCCAAUAAUACCGCAGCCACAACCAAAAACUACAACAACUACAGAUAUAUAUCGGAAUCCAUUUCAGCUUCCCAUCGCUUCAUCCACAUCUGCAUCCCCAUCAUCUUUAUUUAGUAAGUUACCGACUUCGUCGUCGAGCCCAUCUGUAUUUAUUCAACGACCAUUACUACCCACAACACCGUCAAAUUUUCAAGUUCAAUUUGAUUCUCGCGCAAUGACAACAAACACACCUAGUAUAUUUGCUACGACACAAAUAUCAACACCAACAUCAUCGUUAUUUUCCACGAAAGAAAAUGAUACAAUUUCUAGUCCACCAAGGCCUCAAAUAACAACUAUGCCAGUUUCGCGGACUCACAUGCCGACGCGAAUUCCUUCAUUACAAAAUCAAAAAACAAUUUUAAUUGAUCAAUUGUCGUCAUCAGCGUUUCAAAUCCUUCCACAUUCAUUAACAACCCCAGCAAUGCCCGUAGCAAAAAAAUCAGAUGAUGUAGAAGCAAAGUCAAAGGAACCAGUCAUCUUGGCAAAGGAUAAUAUAGCUAAAGAACGUUUAUUGACAAAAGAAAUUAUUGAAUCAUUAAUAAUAGACUCUUAUGAUGAAUUAUUAAAUGAAUAUAUCGAACAAAUAGCCAAUGACAAUAUCGAUGAAUUAAUCACUGUGUGGAAUAAACGUGUAACCAUAUCGAUUGAUCUCUGUGACGAAUUUAUUAAUGAUGAAUUCUCUGAAUUAUGUAAUGAAUGUUAUCAAGAAUUAAAAUUUUCUCAAAAAAUGAUAAUGGACACAUUACAUGAACAAUAUGAACGUAAACGUCGUCGAUAUUUAUCAAAAAAAUAUUUUUUUAUUUGGUUAAUAACUAGUCGAACUAAUAGAGAAGAUCGUCUUAUUCUAAAAUGUUUACAAGAUAGUUUUACAUUGAAAAAUAAUGAACAAGUAUUAGAAUUAUUAGCAGGAAUUGAAUUGAUUACUAUACAUCAUCAAACACUCGAAGAUGUAAGUCAAAUUCUAAAAUUAAGACGACAAUUAAAGCAGAAACAAAUUGAAGAUGAAAAAAUUUUACAUGAAAAAUGGAUACACGCUUGUAAACAUAUUGAUUUUGUUGAUAUGGUUAAACAACAAACAAAUCAACUUAGAUUAUCAAUGAUGCCCGUUGAUCGAAUUGAUUAUUAUUCAAAAUGGCUUGUACUCGUACCAAUGGAAUAUACCGAUAAAGAUUUACAUAUUAAAUGGAUAUUUAGCAAAUUCACAACACCAUCGAAUGAGACAUUAAAAUGUGGUUUUAAUAGUUUUCAAUCGUUUACAUGGUCUAAUGAUCGCGUACGCACACAAUUUCGAAUUAUUGGUUUUCUUGGUAAAUUAAGUGGUGAUGAAGAAAAAAAAAUAAUCGAUACGAAAUAUUUACUUGGAACAACAGGAAUCAUUUUAUUUUCACAUAAUUGUUCGAUAAAUAUACUUGAUGAAUAUUUGAGAUUAAUUGAUGACACAAUACCGAAAGGUGUUCAAUUACCGGUACAAAUUCUAUCAACAACAACGUCAGAAGUAAACAAUAUAGUAAAAAUUCUUAAAUCAUACACUAUUUCAAAUCAUCUUCAACGAUUUAACCAUAAUGGAUUGACACCAUUAAUUAUUUCUGAUCUUUAUCGUGUUCAUGGUCAUAAAUUAGUGCAAUUGCUCGAUAAUUUCUUAUCAAAAACAGUAACUAAAUGCAAAUGGGAAAUAAAAACAUUGGAUAUUAUAGUAAAUAAAUUAAAUUUUGAAUUUGAAACCAUUAAAAAAACUAUCAAAACUUUUCAACAUACAAUCAAAUUGAACGAUAUAAUUGAUCUGAUAAAUGAUUUAUUAUCUAAAAUGUGGUCGUUAAUUACCCAAGUGUCUACAACGAAUUUGAAUUGGCCACUAGCAGAUUAUUUAGCACCAUAUGAAGAAAAUGUAUUGCAUUGGUCUUCAAACAAACUUAUUAAUCAAUUGUUGCAAUUUGAACAAACAGUUUCACAUUUACCUCAUAUUAAUUCUCUUUCAACGACACUAUAUUUAACUCGUGAACAUUUUAAUCAAUUAUCAAUAUGGAAUAAAAUUGAAAUUUAUUGUAAAAGUAUUUUAGAAAAACUCUCAAAAAUUAUUCACGAAUCACAUGAACAGUUUUCCAAAACAUUAUUAACAAAAAUUGAAACGUGGCUAUUGUCUUUAUAUAAAGAAGAGAACGAUAUAAUUUCGAUAAAUUUAAUUGAUUUAUUAUCUUUAAUUGUAACACAUAUUAUAAAAUCGUUAACAGUCGAUAUUGAUAAGAAAAAGAUUAAUUUAAAUGAUUUGUGUGGUAUAUUUCCUAUUGAUACGGAAAAUAUGCUUUUAAGAACUAUAUGGUUUACUGAAACACAGACAUGGAAACGAAUUAUUGAAUCACAUCGUACUCUGUCAAUAUCAUCUAAACGUUCAAUUUCCUCUUUAACUUCAUCUCAUUCAAAAAUUAAAAAACAUAAAGAAAAUAUUUCGAUUGUAUUAGACGAUAAUGAACAAUCAUCACAACUAACAUUGUCACUCGAUUCGUGGAAUAUGGAAAUGAAAAAAUUUUAUUCAAACAUGAAUGAUGAUCUUAGUGAAAUGCAACAAACACUUAAUUCACUUGUUCACAAACAUCAACAACAAAUGUAA
This is a messenger RNA of Didymodactylos carnosus, 4014 nucleotides long. The record is from the annotation of a GenBank genome assembly. Lineage: Eukaryota; Metazoa; Rotifera; Eurotatoria; Philodinida; Philodinidae.